Trichoplax adhaerens is the source of this 1185-nucleotide messenger RNA. RefSeq lists its product as uncharacterized. Gene Ontology annotation, biological process: signal transduction. NCBI's taxonomy places the organism in Eukaryota, Metazoa, Placozoa, Uniplacotomia, Trichoplacea, Trichoplacidae. Gene Ontology annotation, molecular function: protein binding. The transcript is spliced from 3 exons. The coding region runs from base 1 to 1185 and encodes 394 amino acids. The record is from RefSeq and is a predicted model, not a curated record.
AUGACUGUAUACUAUGCAGAUCCACCUUAUAAUCAAGGUUUACCAAUUCAGAAAGAUUCUGAUGGUAACCACUUUAUCCAGUUAUCGCCAAUCGUUCGCCUCGAGCCGGAUGGGUAUCAAUUUACCCCUAAUAGCACAAGGAAAGCUUUACUUCAAGUCCCCGUUCCAUAUAUCAACCAGAUAGCUUCACUUGAGAAAAACGACAACUUUAAUAUCCCAAUAAAGAUCAUUUGUCGAAGCUACGGAUGUGAGAAGUGGGAACAGCAAGAUGUAGAGUAUGAAUGUAGCCGCGAUAAAAAUGGAUAUUAUUGCCUUACUUUUGCAGUAAGCCAUUUCUCUGACUAUGUCGUCUAUUCCUACGUCAAAUCUACCAUUUAUUCAAUCCUCAAGUAUAUCUUUCCAUCUUGGCAGCAACGAAUUAAAACGUUAGCUUUCCUAUCCGAAAUAGACACAAGUAAUGAUACCGUCCAUAUGAAAUUAAUCUUAUCUAAAAAAGAUGAAGAUGAAACUGCUAUCGUGCCAGUAUUCGAUCAGACAUUUAUUAGGAUACGUUUAGCUACGACUGGACUUGAAAAUACUAUUCUAGAUAAUGGUGAUUACGAAGCUAAAUUUAAGAAACGAGGUUUAGAUUAUCCUGAAGGUUAUUUAAAGCCAAAGAAAGUUACUAUCAAUUGGAAUGAGUCUAGCUAUCAUGCUAUCCAUUACUUUUGCAAGGUUAUCGAUAAAGCAGCUAUUGAUAUAGCUCAAAUCUUUCUACAGCCUCAAGACCAGAAGCAAGACACCAAUGAAAAGGCUUGCUACUUGAGGAGAGUAAAUUCCAACGAGCCCAACCCAUCAAAGCGGUCUGAUUCAGAAAAGCUGCCUGUUCUACCCACUAAAGAUGAUUCAGUAUUAUCAGAUGAAAUGGAUACAGAGUUCUUCGAUAUAAUAGCAGAGAAACUCCAUAUAAACGAUUUAUUACGUUUGGGGAACUUGUUGCAUUUGUCAGAGAAAGAAGUUGACGAAAUUAAAUUAAGAGAACAUGGCGGCUACGAUAAAGUGUACAAAGUUCUAAAAUUGUGGAAAAAUAAUGCUGGGCAAAAAGCUGAUAUUUCUGUCGUGGUUGCAGCUUUACGUAAGAUGAAAAAGAAUUCUAUAGCGGACCAACUUGAAGAAAAAAUAGCCGAAUGGAAGAGAAGCAUAUGA